This is a messenger RNA of Brassica oleracea var. oleracea, 1247 nucleotides long. Its product is annotated as protein RESTRICTED TEV MOVEMENT 2-like. Lineage: Eukaryota; Viridiplantae; Streptophyta; Magnoliopsida; Brassicales; Brassicaceae. The transcript has a single exon. Bases 462 to 1247 code for a protein of 261 amino acids. The record is from RefSeq and is a predicted model, not a curated record.
GUAUAACUUGUAAAAAAAGUCAAACAUAUUAUGCUUUCUAUGUAAGAGGAUAAACAUAUGAUGCAGACAUAGCCUCAAAACUAGGAAUAAAAAAAUUGCAUAACGCAAGAGAUUGAGGUCUCUUAUUUAUAUGCAGAGCAAUAUAAAACCCUAAUGAAUUUUCUCAAAGCUCAGACAAAACAACCAGUUCAGAAAAAAAAAUGGCAGCAAGACAUCAACCGAGAGGAACAGGCUUAGAGGUUCAGUAUGAAGAUUUUGUCCCCAAAUACGAAUGGGAAGAUCAACCUGAAGCCACUAUUCUCACCAUUGAUCUUCCAGGUUGUUAUACAAAAUAAAUACAUAUAUAUAUAUAAUACAUAGGCAUCUUCAAGAAGCUUCUAAAACUUUAGCUAUGGAGAAGCAAGAGGAGAAAGAGAGAAUACGUAGGAAGCUGCAAGAAGAAGAAGCUAAAGCAAAAAAAGAUGGCUGAGACAAAGAAACUUCAAGAAGAAGAAAUAGCAAAAGAGAAGGCUAAGCAAAAAAGGCUUCUUCGGCUUCUAGAAAAAAAAAACAAGAUGGUUGACAGAAUUAAGGCAAGGAGGCUACAAGAAAAAGAGAUUGCUGAGGCAGAGAAGCUUGAAGAAGAAGCCAAAGCAAAAGAGAGAGCCGAGGCAAGAAAUCUUCAAGAAGCAGCCAAAGCAAAAGAAAUGGCAGAGGCGAGGAAGCUUCAAGAAUCAGCUAUAGCAGAACAUAGAGCUGAGGCAAGGAGGCUUCAAGAAGAAGCUAAAGCAAAAGAUAUGGCUGAGGCAAGGAAGCUUCAAGAAGCAGCUAAAGCAAAAGAGAUGGCCAAGGCGGAGAAGCUUCAAGAAGCAGCUAUAGCAAAAAAGAGAGCUGAUGCAAAGAGACUUCAAGAAGAGACUGGACCAAAAGAGAUGGCCGAGGCAAGAAAGCUUGAACAAGCAACUAAAACAAAAGAGAUGUCUGAGGCGAAGAGGCUUCAAGAAGAAGCUAUAGCAGAAGAGAAGGCCGAAACCAGGAAGAUCCAAGAAGAAGCUGCAGUAGAGAGGAAGAUCCAUAAGAACAAUGUGGAUAAAUCUGUAAGAAAAGAGAAGAUGCUAAUGUCAGAAAAGGAGAAGCUUCUGGAACUGAAGGAAGCCUCCAGAACUGGACUACAUAAAAUCCGAUCCUGGUUCAAGGACCAAAUGUGUGUCUGGAGCAAGCGGAAAACUAGGUUACUUGUGGAGAAAAAAAAAGAAGAAAAAACGUGA